UGAUGUUAUGAUUUUAACAGGUAAAAGGGAUCGGGGCGCAAUCGUGGUGUAAUUAGUCGGGUCAAAAAAAGAAAAAUUGCGCAAUUGUGUUGUAGCCUCUAUCCUUGUUUCUUUAAGAAUUUAAAUUAAAUUAUUUUUUUUUAAUUUUAAGUUGAAACGUGUAACAUUAAUGUCAUAAAGAGUAUAAGCUAUAACUGGAAAAGGGUUUUUAUAGCAUACUCUUGGCAUAAAAUUGUAAAUGAUUCUCGUCACAAGUUUAAUGCUUUUCACUUUACAUCAAAAAAGUACGUUUAAAUGACAAAAAAAAAUCAAUAGGUACAAAAGACACAAAUCUGAGCCUUUCGUUUGGAUUUGGCAACGUUGUAAAUGAUCAUACAAUACGCAGUACACACUUCCAAAACCGGUUAUUGGCGUGGUGCUCAUCACGAGAUAACUACCCGCCGAUAGAAGUGGCGGAAUACUAAGUGAAGGACAAUGGUUGUAGCAGUGCCACUAAUGCUCCGCAGUGGGCGGGUUCACUAUGUCAGUAUAACGACGUCACGCUAUAUGACCUCGCUUGUAUUAUUUUGGUAUAAGCCAAUGUACAUCGGAAUUUCUUUUAUUGUGAUACACCUGUUGUCCAGUGGGGCAGUAUUGACUACCGAGUACAGUGUAUAUACGCACACGAAAACAUUCCUUUUCAACUACUUCUUCAUUAUUGUCACCGCCACUACUCGUAUCACAUGGUUAUUUAGUAUAAAUUGUCAUUCAGCAGUUCUUGAGCAGGUUUCCGCCGAAGACGGGUUACUUCUGCUGCCAUCAUUAUUAAUAUUCGUUAGCUAAUCACCGCCAUGAUGCAUCGACCGGUGGGAUUAACGCUGAGAAAACUAUGUGGCGAACUUGUGUGCCCCAAAUACCAUUUGUGCCAGAUCCACGAUCUCCAAUGCUAUCCAUGUCAAUCGUACUGCAACGAGACAUCAAAUAAUUUCGACGCCAAUAUAUGUGAACAACAGUGCCAAGAUUACAUUCAUGAUUACAUUCAGCAUUAUGUUAAAGCUAGCGAAAUCCAGGGUUCACUUCAAGAUUUGGAAAUCUUGAAAUUGAUGAUAAUUUGUAUAACGGUGCUGAUGAUUUUAGCGCUCGUGUUAAUGUCUAUAACGGCGGUGUUUAUGUGGAAUCAAAAAAAGAAUAUGUGGAACAUUGAGAACAAUAGCAAAGAUUCGUAUUUAAAGAAAAAUAUGUUUUCUUUAAAGUUAAAUAACAACGCGGUAGGUAUGAUGAGCGAAACGAUGGACAAACCGUUGACUGAAUCAAUGAUGAUAGCAGCACCUAAAAUGCCGUGCUCGUCACCGAACAAGCUACCCUGCGAAGAUGUGACGCUUGAGACCCAGGAAAACACCAGCUAUGACAACUUGGCGAUGUGGAAAGUGUCUCCCGAGAUCUGUAGUAGCAAUCUGUAAAUGACGAUAUUUAAUAAAUAUAUUAAUUAAUAUUAUAAAAGGUAGAUUUCGACUAACCUAUAUAUUAUUAUGACAUUAUAUAUAUUUAUAAAUGUAUUUUUUUUAAUAAUAAUAACUAUUUAUUAAUAUUAUACAAUAAUACAAUAUUUACCUAAUAACAUAUUCUGGUGAACUUAUCUUCUAAAAGAAAAGCUUGAGUUGAAGGUAGAGAUCAGACUUAAUUAUGGAUAUUAUAUACUACAUUACCUAUAUUAUAUUUGUAAUACUUACAUCAGUUACAUCUAUUCUACAAUAAUAAACAAA
Molecule: messenger RNA, 1742 nt
Organism: Aphis gossypii (cotton aphid)
Lineage: Eukaryota; Metazoa; Arthropoda; Insecta; Hemiptera; Aphididae
Exons: 5
Coding region: 831-1439 (202 amino acids)
Source: RefSeq, a predicted model, not a curated record